This is a messenger RNA of Aspergillus novofumigatus IBT 16806, 771 nucleotides long. RefSeq lists its product as uncharacterized. The record is from RefSeq and is a predicted model, not a curated record. The transcript has 3 exons. Lineage: Eukaryota; Fungi; Ascomycota; Eurotiomycetes; Eurotiales; Aspergillaceae. Bases 166 to 771 code for a protein of 201 amino acids.
UCCUAAGAGCUGUUUUUUCAAGUCUCUUUAGUCAAACCACCCUUACAAUAAAGCGUGCACGACUGCUUUCAAAAAGCGCCAGCAUAACUAUCUGCAUAUUCUAUCCCAAUCAGUCAGGCCUUGAAGACCUGCCAGGGCUCUCGGACUUUAGAACACAUCCUGACAAUGACUGAAAAGAAGACGACUCGGACCCUCAAGUCUGAUAUUGCCUCAAACAGCAAGAGACUCUGCAACGUCAAAGAGCCUAAGCCACAAGCAAAGAAAGAGCCAGAGGUGCCCAGCAAAAGGACGAGUAGCAAUCCAGGACCUACUGUCCUCAAAAAGGCAAAGCCCCCAGUGAAAGAACAAAGUCCCGCCGCUACAGAGAGUAACGAACCAAGCCUUAAGGUGAAUGAUAAGGCUGUUGGAAGCAUCAACAGUAGCCAGAGAGGAGAUUCGACCGUUCCAGUCAAAGACUCAAGCAGUCACCAAGCAGGCUAUAGGCAGAAUAAUUGGCCAGGACGAUGCUCAGCACUGCAGUUGGCCUGUCGUUCCGUCGCUCCUGUCGCUCCUGUCACGCCCUUUGAUGCUGGACCUGGAGCCCAGUACUACACUCUGCCUGUGGGACACUCUUGCGCCACUCGCUCCAUUCGGUAUACAGGCGGGAAAUCAACCAAAUGUACAGUACAGUACCCAGUGGGCAAACCCCUACCCAGAAUCAUUCUCCAGAGACAUGGCGUGGACGGUCACACAAAACUUCCCGUGGGAUUAGUUGCGCAAGAACAUGGAUGA